Molecule: messenger RNA, 10973 nt
Organism: Anarrhichthys ocellatus (wolf-eel)
Lineage: Eukaryota; Metazoa; Chordata; Actinopteri; Perciformes; Anarhichadidae
Product: carboxyl-terminal PDZ ligand of neuronal nitric oxide synthase protein
Exons: 10
Coding region: 7903-9612 (569 amino acids)
Molecular function (GO): nitric-oxide synthase binding
Source: RefSeq, a predicted model, not a curated record
UGUUUUCUUUCCAUCCCCUCACUCUCCUCCUACCAAAAUAGAGUACCUCAAUUUAGCCCAUCUCUGCUAUCUACUCAGUGCUGACGGGAAUUGUAGGCUGAGGGCAGGCUAUGCAUGCUUCCUUUUGAAUUUUGAUCGGCUCUAAUGGGAUUUUUAGCCCCCCUCACAUGUCCGUCAGGAUGCAGCCUCCUUCCUUCAGACUGCCAAGAGUUCUAUUACGUGGCUCCCUUUCUGUCUGCAUUCGUCCCCGUGUCUGUCUGGAGCAUCUCACGGGAGCAUCACUUUCUCUCUCAGCCACGCUAUAAAGAAGCAAACCUCAUGUCUUUUUUUGGGUUCCUCCAUUUCAGUGUGGGUCCGUCGAGCCCGUCUCUGUUCUUUGAGAGCACGCUGAACUGCUGUGACUCAGGCAGGAGAAGAUGUUUGGUGUUAAGAGGGAUGUGGUGGGAAGACGCUACGCUUUCCACUUUACUGUGGACAAAAAAACAAAACUCUUUUAGAUUUUGACAAGCAAUGAAACAAUGGUAAAUAAGGAAAUAUUGGCAUACAAAUAUUUUUGUAUUCAUUUUAUAUUGCAGCAAUAGAUCUGCAAGUACACACCAACACAAAACCUUACGUCUCACAUGUAUAUACUGUUUCUUACUCUGGUCAGAUUUUGGCAGCUUGCCAUAACAAAUGAGCAACGUCAGACCUAAAAACAGAUGAUCAAACUACAUUAGGAAAACUGCACAGGAGUCAGGACCUAAGAUAAACGGAUCUUAAAUAUCAGUGAAUCACAUUUUUGCAUAACAGUUCCUCACCCUGCAUGUCCCAGAAAACCAGGGGAGGAAUGAGAGCACAGAUUAACUCCGGGGGGUUACAGAUCUAUAGCAAAGUGGGGGCGGUUGGACGGGUGUUGUUCUGUGUGUGAAUGUGGGAAAUGCUCUAUUUAGGGAGGCAUGAUGACACAUAUUGGGGGGGGCAUUGUUUUCACUUUGUAUUCAUGCUAGCUUAAUGGCAGAUGUACAAGAGCAUUGUGGGUGACCUAUAUGUGUACUGGAUUAGACGUGAUGUCAGCUUUGAAAGGGUGCAGCUACUCUUUGUUUAAUCAACCCCCCCCCCAGAGAAAGGGGGUCCCAUUCUUCUUGAUUAACAGUCAUUUGAAAAGUGAGUCACGAUCCGUGAUCAGUGUUUUAAAGUAUCCUUCUGCAUGAUCGGCUUUCUUAAGACCCGCUCGCACCAGAAAGUGUCACAGUGAGAUUCAUCCAAGCGUGGCUCAAGAUGCUCGGUGACACAGUGACUACUCGCAGGGCUAGUUGGCGAACUAAGCUAACUGAGCUAGCUGCUAACAGGCUAGCCAGCUGGGAACAUCCUCUCAUUUAAGACGGGUUUCAUUGAAGCAAAUCCAGAUUUAUUUUGACCUUUAAGUCACUAAAAAAUCACAGCAGUGAAAUAAUUUUCUCUUCAUGCUGAGGUGGACAUUUGAAGUGCUUGUGGUCAUUUUCAUGAGUGCACACAUUUUUUAUUGUGUAUUUAUUUUCCUUUUUUUUUGUUGUAUUUUAUACUUUUGCUACUGCUUUUUCCUGACACUGGUGUGUGCGGAGGUUAAAUGUACCAAAGGGACAGCAAGUCUUUGCUCACAUGGAUGGACACACAGGUGGUGAGUGGUCCCUGCCUCCACAACCAGCAUCAUGUUGCACGCAUGCACACAGGCUUCUGCUUUCAUCAUCUGCCCUGAGGCGAUGCUGUGUCUUUCAGUGCCACAAUUAGUCAGGUCUUGUUCACUCUGAUCUCCCCACGCUCACCCAAAAACAAGCCCCAUGCUGAGGAAAAGACAUGUCUAAAGCCAUGAAGUCAAUCCUGCUGCACAGCCGGAAGGCACAUUUUCUUCAUAGACAAUUUCCGAACAUUGCUCUCUGCAGCCUGAACACGCACAGUUGGGCCAGUUGUGGUUUUUCGGUACCCUGUGUAUAUGUUGAAUACAUAAAUAUAGAGUGUGUUGUUUGUAGUAUUUACAGACUUGAAAAUCAUAUUAUCUAAAAAUAACACAAAUCAGAAGUAAGCCGACUCAAAUGUCAUUCUCAACCAGGUCCACUGUACAGAGGAAGUCUUAUUUCUACUCUAUUAGAGAGCAUUGCAAUAUGUCAGCAAGUCCAAGCUUAUAGUUGUGUACAAUGUCAACAUUCCAGAGGAGCUCAUGGCGGAAACUCAUAAACAGUCGUGUGUGUGUGUGUGUGUGUGUGUGUGUAUAUAUAUACUUGCACCUGUAUAUCUGCAGUUGAGUUGAAUUGUGAGCACGAUUGCAUUCAACACAAUACACCUUCAUACUAAUUGACUUCAGCUGAUUUGGUUACUUUAGAUUCGGUCUGCAGUUUAUUUGUACUGUACACACUAGCUGUAGGGAUGGCUCUGUUGGUCGGUUGGUCGGUCCACCACUUUUCCUGAGUACAGCCUGAGCCUCACAGUUCUGCAGUGACUGUAGACUCUUCUGUCUUUUUUUAGUAAAAGUGUAUUUGGAACUCUUUAUCAUCAUCUGCAUCUGUUCCUCAUUGCAAGAAGUCAGUGAUUCACAUGCAUCAAAUGUAACUGUUUGUGUCUGUGUCUGUAUUCGGUCAAAGUAAUUCUUUGUUACUUUGUUUGUAAAUUUAUAAAUUUGGUUCCGUCAUCACGAUUGCCCCAACAGAACGAUAAGAGACGAGUUAGAUUAGAAUUUCAUUUGCAUGGUUUGCGACCGUUGGUCCUUUGAUGAAUGGUGCCGUUAAGCUCUCACUCACUCUCGCUAUUAUUCUGCAGAUCUGAAUCCACCACAUAUGUCCGGCCACUCCUCAGGUCUCCCCGGCAACCAGCUCUGCCGCCAAAACAUGUCUUUCUGAACUCCUCUCCAGGUUUGGGAUGGGCUCAAAGUUUGGUGCAGAAAGAGAAACUAACCCCCUUCCAUUAGCAUAUAGAACUAUUUUGCAGGUAUCCAGUUUUGAAAAAAACACAAGAUUGAAUUGAAUACAUUUUCACUAAUUAAAAUCUACGUCUUACCGGAAACCCUUUUAUCCAUUUUACUUAAAAUAAACAUGUCAGGUUUGCAGGUUGUUCUUGUCUGCCUGGAAGCAUUCUUUCCUAGCAUGAGUAGGCAGAUAAACGUGGCCUAUUGCAUUAUGGUUAUCGUUUGUUGGGUAAUGAUUGAGAAAAGUGCUGCAGGCUUUUGAGCUGGCAGAUAGGCUGCCCUACUUCUAAAUGUUAUUUGUCGUGUGUGUGUGUGUGUAUAUAUAGAUACAUAUGCGUGUGCGUGCCCGUUCAUCUCACUUCUCUCAUCUUGUUCCAGUGUGCUACAUAGAAAAGCCUCAAGGUCUCAUUCUCCCGCUCCGGUAUGGUUCAAACCUCCUCGUUCUCUUUUUGUUUCGCUACCUUUGUCUCUCUUUCAUCGUAGCUGCGUUUGCUCUGCAUUCUCCCGCUCUUGUCUCAGGUCUGUGUUGGUUUAAACGAGCAGGAAGCAGUCCGGGUUUAAAAGCUCUCGGCUGAAGUUGACGUUAAGCCGCUACUGACUCCAUUAAGCAGUCACGGGAACCGACUCCAUACUUGCCAUCCAGCAUCUUUGGUUGUAAUGUGAGGUGCACAGGUCUCACCUCUGGUUUAGUGAAAUGUGCUACACUGCGCUACAAACUGGGAGACUUUGCUAACAGAUGUGAACUUUCUCAUAUCAAUGAAUUAAAUGUGGGUUUGAUAUGCAGUCAGUUGACCUUUUUGCGUGUGUUCCCUGAAUGAAAGGUGUAGAAGUGGCUGCUUAAACAAGCAAAUUACAUAUGUGAAGGUUUCUGAGCAUUUGUUUUGUCACAACUUAAUGAAUAGUCUGACAUAUUGCAACGCUUAUUUGCUCUCUUGCCGAGAGGUAGAUGAAAACAAUGACAGCACACUCGUGUAUGUGUGCUAAAUUGAAAAAGCUACUGCCAGCAGCCAAUUAGCUUAGAUCAGCACAAAGACUGGAAACAGUUAGUCUGGCUCUGUCCAAACUAAAGGUCACAAAAUCCUCCUACCGGCACCUCUAAAGCUCACUGAUUAACACUUUAUAUCUUCUUCUUUUAAUCCAUACAAGACCAGAAUAAAAGAGGCUAUCAUAUGUAUUUACAGGCUUUUUAAGUCCCGAUACCAAAGACCGAUCAGAUACCAGUGUUUAGUUAAUAAGCUGUGUGCCUCUCUGUGUGGAGAUGAAAUGAUCAGUCUAUCAGGCUUGACUUCAAACAUUGCUUUCCUGAUGAAAUGUUACAAAUAAAUACAUAGAUUUACUUAACUGUUCUUUUUUUAUUUAGAAAAUAAAUGAUACACCAGCAACUUGGUAAAAAAAUCUUUGAAAUAAACAGGAAUUACAGUUAAAGUAUAAAACAUUUUAAUGCAACAUCCAACUGGUCAAAACAGGAAUUAAAAGUUCAGUAGAUAAUGUAUAUAGUAUAUAACGAGCACGCACUUUCAAAAACGACUUGGCAGGUGAUUGGAUGAACCAGCUGUCAAUCACAUUGUUGCCGAAGCGAUUUGGGAGAAGGGCAAAAAAACAUGCUUCUGUGUCAUCUUUUCACAUUGCAAGAAUCCAGCCACAGUGCAAGUUAGUACAUUGGGUUCACUCCUUAUCUACGAUUUGCCAUUUUGUUUUCAUGUUGUUACAAAAACCCAAAUUGUAUCUGUUGCGUUCGACUAAUACGUGGUUCAUGGACGCUUUCAGGAAUCCAAGACUUGUCAAUGGGAUUGUGUUUUUGGCUUCGGUCUAUUCGGGACACAAUGGUUGCAACUUGUUAUCCUCUAAUUGGAUAAAUGAUGUGUGCAAACCGCUGCUGCUCACCCGACGGACUCUAAACUGUCUUCAGCACUGCCAUCCGCCCAGCCACUAACAGGAUAACGUAUUCUCUGCAGUCCAAAUGACGGGGCUAAUGUGACUGUCACUCAGAUUAACAACAUCUCGCUCUCGCAUAGGACCACGUCCCUGCCUGUGAAACUCUGUCCGUUCAUUAACGUCUGUCACUGAGGCAGCUUAGGUUUUUCAAUCAAAGCUGUAUUUUCUGCUGUGCGACUUACUUUAGUAUUGUUUAUAUAACACGCUGCUCUGCUGCAUUCAUCGUUAUCUCCACAUGCAUCAAACCUUUCAGGGCAGGAAAACUGAAUGGAUAAUGAGGGAGGAGACACCCCAUGAGCCGCAUAAUCAAAUGCACUGGAGGCAUUAGCAUAUUUUUGGAGCAGAACUUCCCAAACUCUGUACUUUUUUUUCAUGUUUUGUUGCGCUUGCUUUUGAAUAUUUUGAUCCCAAUUGGAUUUCAUUAUAAUCUUUGACUGGUCUGGUUUCUCACUUUCUGUGUGUGUGUGUGUUUGCAUGUUAUGAUAAAAACCUGCGCUCCUCAGAUGUCUCUCUUAUCUUUCUGCCUGGUUGUCUCUGUCUCCCCGGGCUAUCGCCUACAUCUGGUGCAUCAAACAAGUAGAGGAGUGUUUUCGGGACCUCCCAACAUUAUCCGGGCUCCAUUAUACAGCUGAAAGCAUGACUGAACUGACCUUCUCUGACAACCUUUGGUCAGUAACAGUGGAUAUGAGAUCUCUGUCAGUUUGGGACGGUAUUAAACCUGCCAGACAUCCCUUUGUCUUUUUUGGGGGGGUAAUAUCACAUAGAUGGCACAGUGAUCCUCUUGGUUAUAACACUUAAUUCUGAACAUUGCUCAUCUCCUAGUCCUUUGAUUCUGCACAAAAGGCAUUCAGUGCUUUUGAUCCAUUUGAUUGCCUCUUAUCUGCUGCAUUGCAUUACUGAUGGUGAUUCCCAGAGCCUCAGCGAUAGAGAGCCACCAAAUCAAAACACUAACUUUGCUGUUUUAGAAAAAAACGAUGAUACCAUGAUCUCAUCCCCAAAACGUGCAGACAUCAUUAAGUAGAGUGGAUCUGACUGUCGUCAAUCAGUAGCGCAAUUUGCCCAACCUUCUGUUGUCAGAGAAGUUGCUGCCGGUGUAGUGGGCUACAUGAGAAGCUGUCUCUGUCCUCUCAGACACGGAUUAAAGCUACUCAUGACUGAGCUUUAUGAAAGCUCUCGCACGCUAUUAAAGCCUCUUCCAAAGGGCUUUUUUGGGGACAUGUCUGCAUGUAAGGCACAGAUGGCGCUCCCCUGAUUCACACCCCGACGUUUACCCCCCUAAAACAGGGUUGACAGGUGGUUAAUCAGGCUGUUGAUUUGGCCUCAAACCUCACAUUGUUUUAUUAAAUGGUUCAUCACCUACUUUCUUGUCCCCCCCCUCGUUUCCUUUCAUCAUGUAGCUCCUUCACACCAGCUGUAUAGUCUCCCCGGUGCCCUGUCCAAUCACAUAUAAAGCUACAACUUAUAAGAUAUGUCCAUAUUAUAUCUUCAAUCAAUAUGUUAAUUAUGCACACAAGUCACUCUUAGCACAUUUGAGGUUAUCAUAGAUCUCUUCUUCUGCACUUAAAGAAUUGAAUGGUUUGUACAGAGAUUGGGAGCAUUUUCGAUUGUCCCUCAACGGCUCCCAACACGUCGACUGCGGGCCGUCGUCAUGUUGACUAUAUAGUAGCUCAAACGCUGUAACUGUGUUUUUACAGUAUAUGGAUGUAGUUUGGGGAUGGUUGCCCCCCUGCACUGGGUGCUAAAGGAUUUAAGAGCCUGUGAUCUGACAGUGUUCGUCCUGGUAAUCCUAUUACUCUGACUGCUGCUUUGCCAGACGACUGCAUUGGACAGGGCCAUGCUCAGCAUCUCUGUAUUUUUCAUGGUCCCAUUGCAGCUAUUCACAUCCAUAACUAGCCUCAGCCUGGUGUUACAGCUUAAGUUGGUCAUGUUGAGUUCAAAGAAAUAAUUAUUUGUCUAAACAGACAAACACAAAUUACUCAAGUGAACCAACGAACCAUACAUAUCUUGAAAAACUCACUUUGUCAGUGCUUGUACACAUAGAUUUGUGUAUCUGGAAUGUCUACCAACCCACAAACUGGAAAAUACGACGACCAUGUCAGUUUUUUGUGGGCUGCUUAAAUCAGAAAUCAUGUGGCUCCCCUUCCUAUAUGUCCCAUGCAGACACAUUAGUAUAAAUAUAUAUAUAUAUAUAUUAUACCUCCUCCAAUCUGAGAAUUUGCACCGUUUUGAUUAAAAACUACCUUUGCAAAGGUGCACCAUAUUUUCAAUUAAGAAGUUAUGAAAUCAUAAAAAGGCAUGAAUUCCUUCUCCCACUUUAAGAAAUCCAGGAUCUACGCAUAUGCAAAUAUCUAUUGUUCAACCUCACCAGCAAUGAUCUGAUAUAUUGUGGCUCAUUUUCUUAGAUUUCAGCAGAGUGACUUGUGAUUCAGAUUUGCAUUUAAAGGAGACAGUUCACUGUCUCUUAUUGCAAUAACUUGGAAGAGGUUUUCCGUGUCAGACUGUCUGCAAGUGUAGUUCUGCUCUCCUUCCAUCUUUCACUUUGUUUUUCUGUAAGUUAUUAAAUAAUGUCAAUAAUAACCUGAAGACUAUGAGUAGAUCUAUUUACUGUAGUGUCUUUGUGAGUACACAUGCGGAUGUACGUACUUUAGAGUGUAUCCGUGUGUGCACCUUUCACACGCAUUGAGAGUAAGUGUUUGGCAUGCUCAAGGCGUUCCUUUUGUAUUUCCUCCGCGUCCCAUGUGACUAACCCUGAGUAGACUCCGUCAGCGCUCUGUGACUGGCUGUCCUUUCACUGUGCCUGUCAGCGAGUCACUCAGGCGUGGGUCCACUCUCACUGCAAGGGCGCCAACGCUCGAGGAGUGCCUGCACUGGGUCUUAUAGCCUCUUCCUCUGACAAACCUGCUUCAAGUGUAGUCGAUUCCUCUCCAAAGUAUGAAUUCAAGGCCAAGAACAUCAAGAAGAAGAAAGUCAGCAUCGUGGUGUCUGUGGACGGAGUGAAGGUGUUGCUGAGGAAGAAACUGAAGAGGAAAGAAUGGACGUGGGACGAGAGCAAGAUGCUGAUCAUGCAGGAUCCCAUAUACAGGAUUUUCUACGUGUCUCAUGACUCCCAGGACUUAAAGAUCUUCAGCUAUAUCGCGAGAGAUGGUUCCAAUAAUUCCUUCAGAUGUAACGUCUUCAAGUCAAAGAAGACGUCGCAGGCCAUGCGUAUUGUGCGCACAGUAGGUCAGUCCUUUGAUGUGUGCCACAAGCUCAGUCUGCAGCAUGCUGAGCAGGACGCAGACGGACAGGCGGAUGGAGAGAGUGACAAGUCCACAGAGGAGUCCAGCAGCGACGGUCGUAAGCUGACGGGGGCAGAGCGAGGGGAGGAAGAGGAGGACAGCAAACUUGGAGGAAGACGAGGGGGGGAAGAUCCUUCAGCGGGCACAUCCCUGUGUGAAAAGGCAGUCAAUGAAAUCCUGCAGAGUCUGGCUGAACUGAACGUGGUCAAACCUGGACAGACCAUCAUAGACUUUGAUCAAAGGUCCGUCUUCACCGUGACAUCCCAGGGCGUUACUCCCAGCAGCCCUUGCUCUCGCUCUCUCACUCCGCUGGCAUCGCAGCACUACCUGCAGCUUCUUCAGCAGCAGCUACAGCAGCAACAGCAGCACACGCAGGUGGCCGUCGCACAGGUGCAGUUGUUGAAGGAUCAGAUGGCAGCAGAGACCACUGCCCGUAUGGAGGCUCAGGCCCGCGUCCACCAGCUGCUGCUGCAGAACCGAGACUUGCUGCAGCACCUGGCCCUGCUCGUGCAGCAGCUAAAAGAGCUGGAGGCCCGCUCCCCAAAAACACAACCAGGGCAGCCACAACGGGAGCUGCAAGCUAAUGGACACAGUGGUCAACAGUCACCAUGCAGCUCAGUGUCUUCAGCAGCAAAGGCUCUGUCUCUGAAUCUGAAGAAUCACUACAGCCAGACCCUGGACCAGCUCAUAACCUCCACACCUGCAUGGCCGCUCCAAACCUCACCCCUCUCCUCACCCCUCUCCUCCCAAGUGGACUGCGCCGAGUCCUACCUGAACCUGCUCAACCUGGAGAACGGGACCGAACCAGCUGCACCCAUCAACGGGGAUCUGGACCCCUUUAUCAGGGCCAAUGGGACAGCGGACACCAAGGGGAGCUUGUGCAAUGAGAUCGUCCCGUUCACGUUGAGGAACUCGGCCAACAUGGAUGAAAAGUUUAUGAUCCCUAAACUUGACCCUCCACCCUCCAUGAGCCGCAAGCGGGCCAGCAGGACCUUUUGUCCGGGAACAGAAGUCACAGCGGCGCCAAAGCCCGGAGAGGUCACCGCUAACGGCGGGACCCCCAGCAGCAGCAGUAGCCUCUCGUUCCCGGACGUCACCCCGAGCUCCUUGUCGUCUGCUGAUUUCCACUCCCUCAGCAACGGCGAGAGCAGCUCCUGUUCGGUCAGCGAGGAUUCGGGCGUCCGCUCCGAGACCAAGUCCCUGCUGUCGCCGCUGCACGACGACGACCUGUUCGGAGACCGCGAGACGUUUAUGACGGCCUCCAGCGGCUGUGACAGCCCCCCGGAGGAGAGAAACGAAGCUGUUCUCUCUUCCUCUGAGUCGUACUCCGCUGAGCCCCCCACCCUCGCCUCACAUCCGGACACCUAUGAGCGGCCGAUGCCCUUCUCUGCUCCUCUGAAUGAUACCUGCCUUCAUAUCAGUUUCUCUGAGGAUGAGCUGCUGGAGAGCAAUCAGGAAGACCCUAAUGUCCCCCAGCGGAGUUAGGAGGAGGAGCUGAUGGGCCCCUGGAGACCUUUCACUCUGUCCUUCAAUCAGCUUUUAAUGCAAUACCUACUGUCUGACCCUCCUGUGUUUGCACUGGGCUCCAUUUCAGGACCUUUAAUUCUUCCAUCCACUUGUGACACAGUACAGACAUAGCAUAUACCGGUUACUGCAAAACUAUCUAUUGUAUAAAUGAUCAGCCAAUAGACAGAUUUAGUAUUUUUGUAAUUAAAUUAAUGAUCUAAUUUACUUUAUAGCGACUAGAAUGUUAAGCAGAAUACAUGUAGCAAUUCUUGCACUGUUAUGGUCACGCAUUAAGUCACUGUAGAAUUUAAAAAGAAUGAGGGAACACAUUUUAUUUUUGCUAGUAGUCGACCGUAAAACAUUUCCUUUGUGUGGUGCAAGCUAUUGUCGAAACUGUCGUAUUCUGCAGAUUUCACAGAGUGAUCGUGAUGAUCACGCACAUGUCGGUGAUGUUGGGAAGAGCCUCGCCUUCUGUAAAGCACCUGACCGGAUGAUGGGAGGGGAAGCAAAGAACAAGGAAGUCAGAUAAAGGGAGGAUAGAAGUGAGCAGAUGUAGUUGUGUUUUGGUUUGUGCACAUCCAUUCGUGACUGUUGAGUGCGUUUUAGAAUGUUUUUGUGCUCCUUGUAUUUGGGGCUUUCCAGACCUGCCGGCUUUGAAGCAGCACUGGAGAGAUUAGUGGAAUAUCCGUCUGGAUUUUGAAUGCUGUAUUGCACCGAUUCUGUAUGUAGCAUGGUUGUCUCUUCCAAAAAACAUUAAAUGUAAGAUAUUUUAGUGUAGGAAGAAAGCAAACCCUCAAAAAAAAUCGAGCCAACAGCCUUGAACGCUUUGGAUUGCAACUCUCUGAGUAGGUAGUGUGUUAUUAAAUGGGCCCUCACUCACAAUGGGGAGAUAAUUUGGGAAUCACAGAGGCCCAAAGACAAAAAAUGUACAAAAUAUGUACUGGUUCAAGCUUCUCAAAUGUGAAUAUUUGGUGAAAAUUUGCUUGUUUUUCAGAUAUUCACUGAACGUGUUGUAGAUAAAUAAUCAGAGAAAGUUAUCAGCAGAUAAUGAAAGUAAUAAUAAUGUUGUUGUUUUUUUUACAUGCAAGUGGCAGCAUUGUACUGCGUUGGAGUAUACAAGUGUUUUAUUCAAUUAAGCAGGUCUAAGUGAUAAUAAAUGGACACGAGGAAAAGCAGCUGAGGUGUGAUGGAGGUUGGUGGUGUAACGGUGCAGGUGUAAACGGCCCGAAGGCUUUUAACUCCCCGAAACGAGGCUUUUCUCAACAUCACAUGUGGCAGGAAUCUAUAACAGCAAUAACACGUGGAAGAAAAUAAUAAAGAGGAAUAGUUGAAGAACUUAA